AUGCUUCUUCAUACUGACCGUCGCUUCCAGAUCCGACAAUCUAUCGCUGGCUAUCUCGACGACAAAUCCAUAGCAUCCUACCGACUCAUCUGCAGAUCGACAAAACACGCUCUUGAUGAAGAUGAGGGUUCUUUCUGGCGCACUCGAUUCCUCGAUACCUAUGAUCCUUCCAAACAGACCCCCACAGGUACACGCUCGGUCGUCAACGAGUGGUUCAAGAAGCAAUAUCAGUGCCGCAAGCGAAUCGAACGCCAAAGAUUCGACUUCCAAGUCGGGAACAGUCAGAAGGAGAUGGAGUGCUUGUCGUUGCUGAAAGAUCUUAUCAAUGAAUCCUUCAACGUCAACCCUCACAAAUCCAGGCAAGUUACAACUCACUCUCUCAACAUGGAUCGUCUCGGAAAAGUUGUCAAGGACACCGGGCUCCUCGAGUGCGUCUUUCGCCGUCCUUACAUCAGAAGCAAGAAGUCAACACCCAACCCAGCCUUGCUCGCCAUUCAACUCGUUCUCACUCACCUUUCCUUGACUGCUUCACCUACUUCCAGGAUUGCCAAAGCAUGGGGCUUCUCCGACUCGCAGUCCUUGGUUUAUGCGCAAAAUUCGAUCCGCCCUAUCUUCAAGGGCCCCAACUGUCAGGAGAUUGACAUUGAGUGGACUUUGCAUGUCGUCAACUUCUUCAAAAACCACCUGCUUAACCAGCACGAACUGACCCAUCUUCGUUAUGAUGACCUGGUUGCGAUAGAACGGCCGCAGUGCUGGACAAAGCCCUUGUCGACGAGCCCUUUGAAACUUGGCAAGCACUGGAAGGGCAGCUAUGCCUACGUCGAUCAUGAUGAGAUUGUCCUCAUACGCGAUGGACAAAACGAGGACUACCCGAUCCCAGACCACAUGAGUGGCGACGGUACUGAUCAGCCUUUCCAAAACCUUUGUCUUGACUUUCCUGAAGAAGAUCCUGACUUCUGGCCCGAAAUUUUCGAACAAAUCCUCAAGUCCCGUACCAAGAUCCGAUAUCGUACGGCCACCACACGGGCUCAAAGACGAACUACCGGUCCACACGUCUUGCCCGAAGGCGAACCUGUGUCUUUCUGCUUCAAGGGUGAGGGCAAAGACGCUCGCGAAGGAUUCCUGGCAUCCGGCUACUUCAACCCUUUGCCUCCUCAACACGGCAUCUCUGGCUGGCAUCGCAUGACUAUGAUGAAGUAUUGGAAAGAUGAGCAUGGAUACGUGGACUACAAUUCUUUGUGGGCCUACGAGGGUGUCGUCUUGCCUGGUGGCAUGGUCAUGCUCGGACGCUGGUGGUCACCUUCGGACGACGGAGACGAAUACUCUGGCCCUUUCAUCUUCUGGAAUGUCGACGCCAGCGUGCCUGGUGGUGGUGAACAGAAGACUGCUAGUGACUAG
Messenger RNA from Aureobasidium melanogenum CBS 110374, 1398 nucleotides. RefSeq lists its product as uncharacterized. The record is from RefSeq and is a predicted model, not a curated record. The transcript has 3 exons. NCBI's taxonomy places the organism in Eukaryota, Fungi, Ascomycota, Dothideomycetes, Dothideales, Saccotheciaceae. The coding region runs from base 1 to 1398 and encodes 465 amino acids.